Molecule: messenger RNA, 4515 nt
Organism: Pygocentrus nattereri (red-bellied piranha)
Lineage: Eukaryota; Metazoa; Chordata; Actinopteri; Characiformes; Serrasalmidae
Gene: sp3a
Product: sp3a transcription factor
Exons: 8
Coding region: 149-2326 (725 amino acids)
Biological process (GO): regulation of transcription by RNA polymerase II
Molecular function (GO): RNA polymerase II cis-regulatory region sequence-specific DNA binding; DNA-binding transcription factor activity, RNA polymerase II-specific
Source: RefSeq, a predicted model, not a curated record
UGGAAGCCCCACCUUUUGUGUUUCCCGCACCGUCAAUCAAAAUAGAAAAAAUAGGCUCGAAUCACCGAUCGCAGCCCGCCUCCGUGUAAUAUAAUCAUGUUUGGCGUUUAAUUAAGCCGAGAUUUUUCCUAUUAAAGUAAUUCCCGUAAUGACUGCGCCUGAACAGCCUGUGAAUCGAGAGGAAAUGGCUGCCUUAGACGUGGACAGUAGUCAAAGCGAGUUUCCGCAGCAAGAUGGUAGCAGGGGAGAUCAGGACACGCAGCCGUCACCGCUCGCGCUGCUGGCAGCGACCUGCAGCGAGCUCGGCUCGCCGGCCUCCGAGAGGGAGAACGGCGCUGCCGCUGCUGUGGCAGCAGACCCUACAUCAGUGCAGUUAACCAGCACAUCAGAACGAUGGGAUGGAACCAAGGAUGAGUCAGGCAUUGUGCAGCUGCCUGGCACGGGCAUAGUCACCUCCAAUGGGCAGUAUGUUCUUCCUCUUCAGGGCCUCCAAGGCCUUCAGAGCCAACCCAUCUUGCUAACAUCAGGAACAGACUCCUCCGCCAAUGCAGUGCCUAACAUCCAGUACCAGGUUAUCCCUCAGAUCCAGACGGCAGAUGGACAGCUGAGCUUCUCUACCUCAACAGUGGAGGGUGCCUCGCUGACUCAGGAUGCCUCGGGGCAUAUCCAGAUUCUCCCUGAUGGCUCUCAGACCAUCAGUGUAGCUGGUACUGCAUCAGCUAGCAUCCUCAGCAACAGCCAGAACCUCAUGGCCCAACCUGGCCAGGUCCAGCAGAUCCAGGGAGUCACUUUGGGAAGUUCAACCUUUAAUAGCCAGGGGCAGGUGGUUGCUAACGUGCCUGUGGGUCUGCCUGGUAAUAUUACCUUUGUGCCCAUAAACAGUGUAGAUUUGGACUCGCUGGGUCUGUCUGGGGCCCAGACAAUAGCCACAGGGGUGACUGCUGAUGGGCAACUAAUCAUGACCAAUCAGACAGUGGAAAAUUCGGAGGGUUCAGAGAAAGUAGGAGAACCGUUAUCACAGCCAACGCUAGUGGUGAACAACACUAAUGCAGCAGCAGACAUGUUUGUGCCUACCACAUCUUCCUCCUCCUCCUCAUCCUCACAGAUGCCCACCAGCACGAUAGAUGGCACAGGCGUGCUGACCCAGGCCACGGCGGUGCCCGAGCAGACAGACGGCUACCUCUCUCAGGGCCAGGUGUCGGCAGGGCAGCAGGUGAUUCAGCUGCAACAAGUGCCCCUCCAGACCAGUGAUGGGCAAGUAGUCCAGCAGCAGAUAUCUGCUCAGGGCCAGCAGCCUCUACAGAACGUACAGCUCAUAAACCCAGGGACCUUCCUCAUUCAGGCGCAGACAGUCACACCAUCAGGGCAGAUACAGUGGCAGACCUUCCAGGUUCAGGGUAUUCAAAACCUCCAGAACUUGCAGCUCCAGACAGCACCAGCUCAGCAGAUCACUUUAGCCCCAGUGCAAACACUAUCUCUUGGGCAGGGGGCUUCACUGAGCUCCACGCCUGUAAGCAUCAGCUCUGGGCAGAUCCCAAACCUACAGACAGUCACCGUUAACUCAGUGGGCCAAGCAGGGAUCCAUCUCCAACAAUCCGAAGACACAGACAGCCCUGGAGAUAUUCACAUAAAGGAGGAGCCAGACUCAGAAGAGUGGUCUCAUGGUGGUGACUCCACUCUGAAUACUAAUGACCUGUCUCACCUACGUGUGAGAUUGGUGGAAGAGGACAUGGAAGGGAUGGGCCAGGAGGGCAAACGGUUGCGCAGGGUCGCAUGCACUUGCCCUAACUGCAAAGAGGGUGGUGGGAGGGGCUCUAACAUGGGGAAAAAGAAGCAACAUGUGUGUCACAUAGCAGGCUGUGGGAAGGUGUAUGGGAAGACAUCUCACCUGCGAGCCCAUCUGCGCUGGCAUUCAGGAGAGAGACCGUUUGUUUGCAACUGGAUGUUCUGUGGCAAGAGAUUCACACGCAGCGAUGAGCUCCAGAGACAUCGGAGAACACAUACGGGGGAGAAGAAAUUUGUGUGUCCGCAGUGCUCCAAGCGUUUCAUGCGUAGCGACCACCUGGCCAAGCACAUAAAGACACAUCAGAAUAAAAAGGGCGGAGGUGGCACAGUGGUGGCCAGCGUGGACACAUCCGCUUCUUCUGACAGCAUCAUCACUUCCAGCGGUACCACACUCAUCCUCACCAACAUCCAGCCGGGAGCCGUGCAGGGCCUUGCUACGGUCAACGCUACCGUUAAUACGUCCAACUCGCAGGAUUUGCUGACUACAGCAGAGAUGCCCCUGCAACUAGUCACUGUCUCAGCCAGUGAAGCCACUGAGUGACCGACACAUGGGAGCUGAGUAACCAAAGGGGAAGACAUGGUAGACUUUUAUGGAAGAACCACAUUUAAUUUGGCUGCCAAGAUUCAGUGGCUUCCUUUUUCCUUUCCAUCAUCCUCUUCGAUUUCUCCCUCCUGGACCUUGACCAUAGACUCCCCCCUCACACAUUUAUCGUGCUUUUUAUACACACAGAUUAUUCUCAUUUACGUAAAUACAUAUAUUUACGUAAAUGCAUAUAUAUACAUAUAUAUAUGCAUAUAUAUAUUUUACAAAUAUAGAAUAUUGAUUUAUGUUUGUCUGCAGUCUUUUUAUGGUGAGAGUGGAGCAGAAGAGAAUCGUUUAAUGUGGUUCCCAUAUAAAAACACUGAAAUGCCUUAUUUUGUAUCAUACUCUGUUGUGUACAAAAGUAGAGUUGCUGAUGAGUUAUAUAGCAACUGUUUCAAUGUGUAUGUGUCUGAAUGGGAAUAGUCUUUAUAAAGGAAGCUGCAGAUCCAGUAAAUAGGAGGGAUGUUAAUCUAAUGUUGUGGCUAGGUUAGGUAAUGUCUUGGCAUUAGUUGGCCACACCAUUAAGUGAGGUUUAUCAAUGUAAAACAUGACAGAACGCUAGAAUGAAGUGUGCCACUGGCUGUUAUGAAGUUCUUCAUGUCCAAAUGUGUCUUUAACUGUUGCUGAUGCUUUUUUCUGAAAACAUGCAUUUAUGAUUUCUUCUAUGUGGCCCUUUUGUUCUGUUUAGUCAAAUCAAGGCUUUGCAAGGCUCCCUCUCUAAGCUGAAGCAUUGUGAAGAAAUUUGCAGGUGGCAAAACAACAAAAAAACAAUCAAUGUAAUUAAAAACUGUUUCUUUUUCUUGAACCUCUUACAGCUGAUCCGAUGUUAUGCAUUUGUUGUCAAGUCUUUUUGAGCAAGAAAAUAUUUAUAUGAGGCUUUGCAUAGUAAACUGGUUUUGUGGUGUCUACAUCUCUUGAAUGAGCUUUUUUAAAUUUGUUUUAAUAUGUAUAAAUAUUCCAAUAUGUCACUUUUAUAAGAGUGAGCUAUCUAAACUGAAUCGUAAUCAGAAUCAUUGAUAUAAAAUGGGCAGAUUUGUGUUUUAGAUCUGAGAAAUCACUGAAGUUUCACAGUGUUUGGUUGCAUGAAGCGGGAAUGAUUUCUGUGUCAGACAUGUCUGGUAUUUCUCUUUCUGGGUUAUGCGUGGUGGUGUGCGUGUGUGUGUGUGUACAGUUGUGCCACAUUCUGAUCAGGUAGGAGUACUGCGUUACAAGACCAUUCUGCCUCCAGUGUUCAAAUUGUUUGGACCAAAUUCAAUCAAAUCACUCUCAAAAUGCUUACUGAUAUGUGGACUGAACUAAUACUUCUAACCACCAUCUAACAAGCAAAGAGUUGACUUUAUUCUUUAGGUCAAUCUGGUCUGUACAAGAAGUGCAACAUUUUAAUCCUACUGUAUUGCGAUCACUAGAUUGACUGUGGUUCUGUAUAAUUUGAUUGAAUGAGGUCAGAGUCAGUAGUUUUGUCUUUGCUCUGAUCCACCAUGGCCCUGUUAGGAAGAGGCUGGAGCACUCUUGGUCUAAGAUGCAGUAGAGAGAGGAAAAGAAAUGGUCCUUUUCACACCUGUUCAUUUUACUCAGUUUGAUAAAGAAUUUUUGUAAAGACGACGUGAAUCUUUUUAUAUACUGCCCAGAUUGCUGAAGGACACUCUUUUUGCCCUUGGUAUGUGUCUCUCCAUAUGCAGUUUGGUCUUCAAGUGAUAGUGUAGAAUUAUUUUCCCCUUGAUCUGUACGGUGGUUUUGCACUUUCAUAUGAAAGAUUAUUUCAUGUAAUCGAGACAUAUGAAUUUUGAUUUCUGUUGCCAGUCAGUUUUUGGGAGAUUUGGGCGAUAAAAACAAGAAAAUUAAACAAUUAUGAUCCAAACUAAAGUACUCGAUUUUGUUGAAAUGGAAGUUUUCAUUACUAAAUUGUAAUUGAUGAAACACUAUUUUGUUUUCUGAAUUAAUGAUUGUUUUCUUCUUAAAAUUUGCAGAUAUUUUAAUAUGAUGCCCUAGUUUGUGAUGUCAAUCCGAUUUUGUUCAUUAUAUAUAGCAUUGUAACACGUCUCUUGUACUUUUAUUUGGUUGUUUUUCCAAAAAAAAAGCUUCAAAUAUUGUACAAUGCCCACUUUUGAGGGCAGCUUUUUAUUUCACACUAAAAUGACUAAACAGAA